AUCGCAGAGACAUGCUAGGAUGGAGAGGAAAACAAUGAAUUGAAUCGUUCACCAUUGCUCGCGCACAUAACAAGAGUACACUUUGAUCUUAGCACUAGGCAAGCAAAGAAGGCUAAAAACAACCCUAACCCGAGAACUAAAGUCUUCAUAAAACGUGUAAAUGGUUCAACUAUUUAUUCAGAGAAGUUCUACCGGUUUCACUUCCGCGCAUGCGCCGUUUGUUGAAUGCGUGACCAACUUUUUGCAUAAUAUAAACAAUGAUGCCAUGCCAUUUGAUAUCAUCCAGCAAACACGUCUGAGCACUCCUCGCAUUUUUUUUUUAAUUAGACGAGAUUUUUGGCAAGAGGAAUAAACUUGGACUGAGACGACAAAGACUGGAGGGGCGAGUCGAGAGGGGGCUCAUAGUCGCGGGACUUCCCUCCCAUCAGCUGCAGCGUGCUCUGACUGCAUGUGUGUGUUGAUGAGCGUGUAUGAGGCAGUCUUGGGUUCAGACUGAGCAGAGAGGAGCGCCAGGUCCAGUCCGCGGUCCACACUCCUUCACUAUUUAUGUGCCGAACCUGUGGCUCAGAACUCCGCUGACGGGAAAGCAUGAGAGCAUUGGUCCAACGGAUGAGUGGACGUGAGAGAGGAAGCUGAAGCCCAAGGGGAACCAUGUGCAGCUCCCUGAGUCCCAAACAGACCAUUGGUCCGGGCCUGACUGACAUGCAGCAGUAUCAGCAGUGGCUCGCCAGUCGCCAUGAAGCCAGCCUGCUGCCCAUGAAGGAAGACCUGGCCCUCUGGCUCUCCAAUAUGCUCUGUCUGGAAAUCACCGCCGAAAGCUUCAUGGAUCGCUUGGACAAUGGCUUCCUGUUGUGCCAGCUGGCUGAGACACUGCAGGAGAAGUUCAGGCAAAGCAACGGAGUCCUGUCUCCACUUGGCAACAAUAAGACCAUUCCCUAUCGGAGGAUUCCAUGCCGGAAAAGUGCACCGUCAGGAUCUUUCUUUGCACGGGACAACACAGCCAACUUCCUGUCCUGGUGCAGAGAGGUUGGAGUUGGGGAAACAUGUCUAUUCGAGUCUGAGGGUUUGGUUCUUCAUAAGCAGCCCAGAGAAGUGUGCCUCUGCCUUUUAGAGUUGGGGCGAAUAGCAAGCAGGUACAAUGUGGAGCCUCCAGGACUUAUAAAGUUGGAGAAAGAGAUUGAAUUGGAAGAGAAAGCACCUCUACCUCCUCCAUCACCCGUGUCCCCAUCUCAGCCCCUCCCACCAUCCCCAACACUGUCACCUUCCCCCUCCCCAACUGCCUCCCCAACCCCGGCCAAAGUCACCUCCAGCAAGAAAAGCACAGGGAAACAGUUGGAUGAUGCAGUGCGGCAUAUUGCUGAUGAUCCUCCUUGCAAAUGUCCCAACAAGUUCUGUGUGGAGAGACAGUCACAGGGCAGAUAUCGUGUUGGAGAGAAAAUGCUCUUUAUUCGGAUGCUCCACAAUAAGCAUGUGAUGGUGCGUGUGGGCGGAGGCUGGGAGACCUUUGAGAGCUAUCUGCUAAAGCAUGAUCCAUGCCGCAUGCUGCAGAUCUCCAGAGUGGUGGCAAAGACUUCACUCACUACCAGCAAAUCACCCAGCAUCAAGGACCUGAGCCCAGAUAGCUACCUGGUGGUGGCAGCAAACUAUAAAGGCAAAAAGUGAGAACCUGCAGGAACUGGUCUAGGCCAAAGAAUUUCUCAAAUGGACUUUGAAGUGUGAUUUAUCCUUGUGGUUAAGUAGCUUUUUUAGUGUGAACAGUUCAGAAAAGAUGUAAUUUUUGUAAUUUGUUCUUGAUAUUUUUUCUCUUCUUUUCAAAAUUAUACCAAUAGUACAAUAGUUUUUUUGUUUUUUUUUACUGAUGUAAUGGAAUUCAGAUUUUUUUUUUUUUUGUCUUGAUAGUUAUUUCUAAAAAGCCCAAAGAGCCUUACCAAACCCAGGUUGUGUUGUUUGGCUUAAACACGUGACUUGCCUGUGCGCUGUAAAUAUACUAAUUAGACAGGUCUAUGAAUUUAUAAAUUAUCAUGCAAUUGAGAUUCUUUAAAUAUUAUUUUGAAUUGCAACGAUGACAAUCAUCUUUUCAACCUUACAGUAUUCAUCCAGGUUACAGAAGUCCUCUCUCUAAUUUCUUGUACAUUACUGCCCUCUAGUGGCGGCCAAUGAUCUCGAUUUACAACUGGACAUAAUUGUGUACAAGAUGUAUGUAUAUUUUAAUGAAACCUUUUGAGACUGGAAGC
Molecule: messenger RNA, 2234 nt
Organism: Boleophthalmus pectinirostris (great blue-spotted mudskipper)
Lineage: Eukaryota; Metazoa; Chordata; Actinopteri; Gobiiformes; Gobiidae
Gene: gas2a
Product: growth arrest-specific protein 2
Exons: 10
Coding region: 652-1662 (336 amino acids)
Biological process (GO): actin crosslink formation
Cellular component (GO): actin filament
Molecular function (GO): actin filament binding; cytoskeletal adaptor activity; microtubule binding
Source: RefSeq, a predicted model, not a curated record